AUGGCUUUUUACUUGAAUCAUUUAAGGAAGAAGGAUUGGCUCGCUUUGAGCUGCGAUAGACUGCCGAACUUUAUCAACGGGAAAUUCAUUCAAUCGAAUACACACAAUUUCCAUCCAGUCACAGAUCCUUCCACUAACAAAGUUCUCUCCUUAACCCCUGAAUCCACUCAUGAUGAGAUCACUUCUUCAAUCAACACCUCCUUUACCGCUUUCAAUCAAUGGAAAUCUUCCUCAGUUCUAUCAAGGCAGAAGUUCGUUUUAAACUUUCAACACCAAAUUAGGCUCCACUUUGAUGACUUAGCAAUCGCUGUAGCAUUUGAGAAUGGCAAGACUUUCAAUGACGCCAAAGGCGAUGUCUUGAGAGGUUUACAAGUCGUCGAUUAUGCCGCUUCUAUACCUACAACUUUAAUGGGCUCUUUCUUGCAGGUUUCUGAUCAUAUUGAUACUCAUACAAGAAAACUACCAUUAGGUGUCUGUACUAUGAUCGCUCCAAACAAUUUUCCUUCUAUGAUUCCCAAUUGGUCUUUACCUUUAGCUAUAGCUACCGGUAACUCUCUCAUACUCAAACCUUCUCAACGCACUCCAACCGCUUCUUUGUUAUUAGCUGAAUUAGCUUCUAUUUCUGGCUUACCUGAUGGUGUUCUCAAUGUUAUUAAUGGUACAAACAAUGUCGUUGACUCUUUAAUCACUCAUGAUCAUGUCAAAGCUGUCAGUUUCGUCGGUAGUGAUCACGCCGGCAAACAUGUUUACGAGAAAGCUACUCAACAUAGUAAGCGCGCUCAAGUAAACAUGGGCGCAAAGAACCACGCUGUUGUUUUACCUGAUGCUGUAAAAGAUGCUUCAAUCAACUCCAUCUUAGGUGCUGCUUUCGGUGCUGCUGGCCAAAGAUGUAUGGCUUUAUCUGUCGCAAUUUUAGUUGGUGAUUCUCGCAAAUGGUUACCUGAUAUUAUAGAAAAAGCUUCUGAUUUCAAAGUUGGUAAUGGUUUUGAUCAUACCACAGAUGUUGGUCCGGUCAUCUCACCUGAAUCGAAAUCUCGUGUUUUAUCAUUAAUUAAACAAUCAAGAGAACAAGGUGCAAAUGUUUUGUUAGACGGUUCUAAUGUAUCCGUCAAAGGCUUCGAAGAUGGUAAUUUUGUUGGCCCAACAAUAAUAUCAAUCCCUUCUACUCAAUUGGAUAUCUAUAAAACUGAAGUAUUUGGUCCAGUUCUUUUGCUAUUAGAGGCUGAAACUCUCGAUGAAGCUGUUCAAAUCAUUAACAAAAAUAAGUAUGGUAACGGUGCUUCUAUCUUCACCGAAUCAGGCUCAGCUGCUAGAUUGUUUGAGUCAAAAGUCGAGCCCGGUCAAAUUGGUAUAAACAUUCCUCUUCCAGUUCCUCUACCCUUCUUUUCAUGGUCAGGCAACAAAGCUAGCUUUGCCGGUGAGAAUAGCUUUUAUGGUGAACAAGGUGUCAACUUUUACACACAAACUAAAACAACUACAUCCAUGUUCAAACCUUCUAAUCAAACUCCUACAAUUGAAAGGCCAUCUACUAGUAUGCCAACAAUUGUCUAA
Wallemia ichthyophaga EXF-994 is the source of this 1551-nucleotide messenger RNA. RefSeq lists its product as uncharacterized. Gene Ontology annotation, cellular component: mitochondrion. Gene Ontology annotation, molecular function: methylmalonate-semialdehyde dehydrogenase (acylating, NAD+) activity; malonate-semialdehyde dehydrogenase (acetylating, [NAD(P)+]) activity. The transcript is spliced from 2 exons. Bases 1 to 1551 code for a protein of 516 amino acids. NCBI's taxonomy places the organism in Eukaryota, Fungi, Basidiomycota, Wallemiomycetes, Wallemiales, Wallemiaceae. The record is from RefSeq and is a predicted model, not a curated record. Gene Ontology annotation, biological process: L-valine catabolic process; thymine catabolic process.